Messenger RNA from Malus domestica (apple), 2940 nucleotides. Its product is annotated as calcium-dependent protein kinase 26-like. The record is from RefSeq and is a predicted model, not a curated record. Lineage: Eukaryota; Viridiplantae; Streptophyta; Magnoliopsida; Rosales; Rosaceae. Gene Ontology annotation, biological process: intracellular signal transduction; peptidyl-serine phosphorylation; protein autophosphorylation. Gene Ontology annotation, molecular function: calmodulin binding; ATP binding; calcium ion binding. Gene Ontology annotation, cellular component: nucleus; cytoplasm.
CACACGAAACGACUGUUUUUUGUCACUCUCUCUCUCUCUCUCUCUCUCUCUCUCUCUCUCUCUCUUCAUAAUCUGAAACUUUCUUCCUUGUUGACGCGGAACUUAUCAAUAUUUUCAGCCCAAAAUAUUGGGUUUUUGUUGAAUUUUCGGUUACGGUCUCGGGCAGUCGUCUUCUCUGUUGUGUAUACAUUGGAGGGUUGAUUGGUUCUGAGGAAAUAUCAUACUCUUUCUCCUUUUGGUUAGUUCAUUUUGGAGUUUCUGUCUAUUUUGAGGCUCUUCCUGGGGUUAAAAGGUUGCACCUUUUUCCCAGAGAACCUCGACGGUACGAGGGAAUUACAACUUUUGUUUGAGAAGAUGGUGAUAUUUCUUUGAUUCAAGUAUUUAUUGUUCUUAAAGUGAUUGGAAUUAAUGCUCCAUUUUUGGUCCUUCCAUUUUAAUAUCCAUUUCCUUUUUGGGAGAAAAGAGAGGGGAUUUUGCCCCUUGUAUGAUAUGUGUCUGCAUUUGGAAUUCUGAUGAGAAUUGAGACAUCGCUAUCCAGAUGGGGAACAACUGCGUCGGAUCAACGAAGAACACACUCAUCCAUUCAGUCUCGAAUUCACUCUGGUGGUCUCGAUCAACGGGCGGUUUUUCCAGUAGGGGAAUCAAUAGUACUGAUGAAAUGCCGCAAUUGAGUAAGAAUCCGUCAGAAGCUACUCUUUAUGUUCAAAACAAGGCCCCAGAAGCAGUUAAGAUAGCGGAGGAAGAGUAUAAAUCCGUGCAGGCUACAAGUCGGAAGGAGAAGGUUCAUCCAGACAAGCCUAAGGAACCGGCACUGCCUCGGAAACACAAGGAGGAGACGUUACUUGUGAGGCAAGUAACACUUCCCAAGGUAGAGGUUAAACUAGCACCACCAACAAUUCACAUGGGAGAGGCUAGACCGGUCCAAGUAGUAGCGAAAAAGGAAGAGACUAACAUGGGAGAGGCUAGACCGGUACAAGUAGUAGCGAAAAAGGAAAAGACUAAGCCAGCAGUGCCAGCGAAACCCAAGAAGCCCUAUAAUGUCAAGAGGGUAGCAAGUGCAGGGCUUCAGGCCGAGUCUGUCUUGCAAACAAAAACAGGGCACUUGAAGGAGUACUACAAUUUGGGCCAAAAGCUCGGACACGGGCAGUUUGGAACGACUUUUCUGUGUGUGGAGAAAGCGACUGGAAAGGAGUAUGCUUGUAAAUCCAUCGCUAAAAGGAAACUCCUGACUACAGAAGAUGUGGAGGAUGUGAGGAGAGAAAUUCAGAUUAUGCAUCACUUGGCGGGGAAUCAAAAUGUAAUCACAAUUAAAGCAACAUAUGAGGAUGCUGUUGCAGUUCAUGUUGUCAUGGAAUUAUGUGCAGGGGGUGAGCUUUUCGAUAGGAUUAUCCAGCGAGGGCAUUACACCGAAAGAAAGGCAGCUCAACUGACGAGGACUAUAGUUGGAGUUGUAGAAGCUUGCCAUUCUUUGGGUGUCAUGCAUCGUGAUCUUAAGCCGGAGAACUUUCUUUUUGUCAACGAGCAGGAGGAUUCACCGCUUAAGGCUAUCGAUUUUGGACUAUCAAUAUUCUUUAAGCCAGGGGAGAUAUUCGGUGAUGUGGUUGGAAGCCCCUAUUAUGUUGCCCCAGAAGUCCUGCGCAAGCACUAUGGUCCCGAAGCAGAUGUUUGGAGUGCCGGUGUUAUCAUUUACAUCCUCUUAAGUGGGGUGCCUCCGUUUUGGGGUGAAACUGAGCAAGAGAUAUUUGAAGAGGUGCUGCAUGGCGAUCUUGACUUCUCAUCGGAUCCCUGGCCUAGAAUUUCUGAAAGUGCCAAAGAUCUAGUUAAGAGAAUGCUCGUAAGAAACCCAAAAAAGCGGCUAACUGCUCAUCAAGUUCUCUGCCACCCAUGGGUUCAGGUUGAUGGAGUGGCUCCAGACAAGGCUCUUGAUUCCGCUGUUUUAAGUCGCUUGAAGCAGUUUUCUGCAAUGAACAAAAUUAAGAAAAUGGCUCUUAGAGUCAUUGCAGAGAACCUCUCGGAAGAAGAAAUUGCUGGUUUAACAGAAAUGUUCAAGAUGAUAGAUACUGACAAUAGUGGUCAAAUUACUUUUGAUGAACUCAGAGAUGGACUCAAAAGAUUUGGAGCUAAUCUAAAUGAGUCCGAAAUAUAUGAUCUUAUGCAAGCUGCAGAUAUUGAUAAUAGUGGCACAAUUGAUUACGGAGAGUUUAUAGCAGCAACAUUGCAUCUAAACAAGAUAGAGAGAGAAGACCACUUAUUUGCAGCUUUCUCAUAUUUUGACAAGGACGGCAGUGGCUACAUCACUCAAGACGAACUUCAACAAGCCUGCGAGGAGUUUGGCAUUGUCGAUAUUCACUUGGAAGAAUUGAUCCGAGAAGUAGAUCAGGACAAUGACGGGCAAAUAGACUACAACGAGUUCGUUGCCAUGAUGAAGAAAGGCAAUGCAGAUUUUGAUAAGAAGGGGGUUCACACCAAUGCCCUCAGCGUUGGAUUUAGGGAGGCACUCUCUGUUUGUUAAUAAUGGCUCCCUUUCUCCUUCCACCUUUUGUGAAUUUCUGCAGCUUUUGAAGAUUUGCAGAGCUGAAUUAAGGUCUUCGGUAAAUAUGAAUAGGUGCCAUCAAACUUGACGUUUGAAUUUAUUUAUUAGUAUUCAACUAAUUUGUAUCAAAACAGAUGGUACGUACAAUUUUAGGCUAUCUUCUCAUGUAAUAUACGAUAGAAAAAACUUACUGUACAUAAACACAUGCGUAACCUCUCUGGUUAUUAGUGUUUUUUUUUAUCGUGUUAUUGGUUUUUAUUACUCGAUCAAAGAGGAAGGUAAGACUCCCAACUCAGUUCAACUCAAGGUUGUAUAUAGCUUUGAAUUAUGGUGUUUGGAAGCAUUCAAGGGCGGAAUGCAUGACAUCAGUAGUGAGGUGAAUAUUCUUAAUUGAUGGAGUUACAAAA